AGAGCUGCUGUUCCAGAGGCAUCAGUGCAGCUUCAUCCACACUCUGGAGGUUGGCCAACAGCUCUUCUCCAUGGGGGACGAGGAGACCCAGGCUCAGCUGCAGGCGGAUCUGGGAACUCUGCAGGAGGAGUGGGACAACCUUCACAGCCUACUGGGCCAUAGGAUGGAGCUUAUCCGGGCUGUUGUAAAGAACUGGGAGCGCUGCGAGGCUGGACUGACUGACAGCAUGUUGCAGCUGAAGGACGUGAAGACCAGACUGAACCAGUCGAUGCCAGAGUGUGAUGACAAGCUGCAGAGUGCAGAGAACUUCAACAAGGAGAUCGAGGACUCCCUGGAGGACUGGGCUAAGAGCCUGACGGAGCUGAGCACCAUGAAGACGGAUCUGUCCCAGUACAUCAUCGCCGACGAUAUGCUGCUGGUGCAGGAGCAGGUGGAGCACCUGCACUGCCAGUGGGAGGAACUCUGCCUCAAGGUGUCUCUGCGUAAACAGGAGAUCGCCGACCGUCUGAACGCGUGGAUCAUCUUCAAUGAGAAGAACAAGGAGCUGUGUGAGUGGCUGACGCAGAUGGAGAAUAAAGUGGCACACAGCUCCGACCUCACCAUCGAGGAGAUGGUGGAGAAACUCAAGAAGGACUGUAUGGAGGAGAUCAACCUGUUCAGUGAGAAUAAAACCCAUCUGAAGCAGCUCGGAGAACAACUCAUCACUGCCAGCAACAAGACUAAAGCCGCAGAGAUCAACGACAAGCUGAAGGACAUAAAUGACCGCUGGCAGCACCUGUUUGACCACAUUGAGGCCAGGGUGAGGAAGCUGAAGGAGACGCAGGUGACAGUGCAGCAGCUCGAUAAGAACAUGAGCAACCUGCGGACGUGGUUGUCUCGUAUCGAGGUGGAGCUGGCGAAGCCGGUGGUCUACAGUGUUUGCCACAGCGACGAGAUUCAGAGGAAGUUGGCUGAGCAGCAGGACCUGCAGCGAGACAUAGAGCAGCACACGGAGAGCGUGGCGUCUGUGCUGACGCUGUGUGAUGUCCUGCUCCACGAUGCUGACGCCUGUGGCAGCGACUCGGAGAACGACCCGAUCCAGCAGACCACCUGCAGCCUGGACCGCCGCUGGAGGAACAUCUGCGCCAUGUCCAUGGAGAGGAGAAUGAGGAUCGAGGAGACCUGGCGCCUCUGGUGCAAGUUUCUGGACGACUACUCUCGCUUUGAAGACUGGCUGAAGACAGCUGAGCUCACGGCAGCCAACCCCGGCUCGGCUGACGUCCUUUACACCUGCGCCAAGGAGGAGCUCAAGAAGUUUGAGGCGUUCCAGAGGCAGGUUCAUGAGCGUCUCACUCAGCUGGAGCUGGUUAACAAACAAUACCGCCGUCUGGCCCAGGAGAACCGAACUGACGCUGCCAGCAAGCUUAAAGUCAUGGUGCAUGAUGGGAACUGGCGAUGGGACAGCCUGCAGAAGAGGGUGGCAGCGGUACUCCGUAGACUCAAGCACUUCACCGCUCAGAGAGAAGACUUUGAGGGAACGCGUGAGGGGAUCCUGGUCUGGCUGACAGAGAUGGACCUGCUGCUCACCGACGUGGAGCACCUCUCUGAGAGCGACAUCGAGGACAAGAUGAGGCAGCUGAACGGCUUCCAGCAGGAGAUCAACCUGAACACCGACAAGAUUGACGCCCUGAUUGUGUUUGGGGAGAACCUGAUCCAGAAGAGCGCCCCUCUGGAUGCCGUGCUGAUUGAGGAUGAGCUGGAGGAGCUCCACUCCUACUGCCAGGAGGUGUUUGGCCGGGUGGCGCGCUUCCACCACCGCCUCGUCAACAGACGGCCGGUCCUGGAGGAGGACAGGGUGCUGUCAGACCAUGACACAGACCUGGGAGAUUCUCCUGAUGCGGCCAAUGGGACUUCAUGGAGAGAGGCGAGGAAGAAAGAGGAGGAGGAGGAGGAAGUUCCAGCGGUAGGUGGAGUCUCAGCUGGACAACAGGCCACUUGCCACCUCUUGGCACCCCCUCAGGAGCGUUCAGGCAGAGAGACCCCCGUCAGCGUGGACUCCAUCCCACUGGAGUGGGACCACACGGUUGACGUGGGAGGAUCGUCAUCACACGAGGAUGACGAGGAUGCCACCUUCUUCAGUGCUCUGUCAGAUGUGGAGGUCACAGAGUGCUCUGAAUCCUUUGUUAGAGCCACUGUCAGAGCAGCGAAAGCAGCCUCGGUGAAGUCGGCGACUGACCCGCCCAGCUGGCACCAACCCGGCUCCCCAGAGAAGAAUCGAGUUCCCCAAGAAAUCAUCCAAAGCCUGAGCUCGUCACCAGCACACAUGGCCGGUGCUCCGUUCCACCAGCAGGGCUACGCUAAGCUGAUGCCGGAGUGCAGCGGCAGCGUCGACAGUGUCAAGAGAGUCAAGUUGAUCCUGAGCGAUGAGGAUGUUGGUCUGAGCAGCAGCACGGCCGACAAACAAACCAGCACAGGUGUGAUCGAGCGCUGGGAGCUGCUACAAGCACAAAAGUUCAAAAACGAGGCGGACAUCAGGGACGACCUGGAGCAGUGGCAGAAGCUCAACACUGACCUCUGUGAUGUCACUUCCUGGUUGGGCAGCGUUCUGCCAGAGCUGGAGAGGCUGCAGCGGCUUGCACCGUCCACAAGCAUCCGAGAUAUUGAAGUCGAUGUUGGGAAACUCAAGGAGAUACAGAGGACUUUCAACAGCUACAAGGCUCUGAUGAUCUCCAUCAACCUGAGCAGCUGCCACUUCCUGCCUGGCGACAGCGUCGAGCUUCAGGAGCUGCAGGAAGCCCUCAGCUCAGCCAACAACAGCUGGACGCAGGCCUGCAGUGGCCUGGAGAGCUGGGAGGGGAGGCUGCGCUCUGCGCUCAUGCAGUGUCAGGAGUUUCAUGAGAUGCUGCACGCCCUGCUGCUGUGGCUCGCUCAGGCUGAGAACAGACUGCAUUCUGUAAACGUCAGCGACCCGUCGACCCCUCGCUCUGCGCUGCUGGAGCACCGAGACACGCUGAUGGCUGUGCAGGAGGAGCUGAGAGGUCGUCAGCAGCAGGUGUCCUCGCUGCAGGAGAUCUCCGCUCACCUCCUGCCCGAGGUGGCUCGAGACGACACCAUGGAGGCCAAAGAGAAGGUCCACGUCAUAGCCAACAAGCUGCGUCUGCUGCUGCGACAGGCGGCUGAUGACCUGAACGUGCUGCAGGGAAGACUGGAAACCUGCUCAGCCCCUUCUGAAGUGGACAGCAUCGUCCCAGGGAUGCUCCGCUCUCCUCAGCUGCACAAGGAGGAGGCUGGUGUCCAGGCAGCUCCAGUCAGACCAGCAGGGACUACAAGGCAGGAGAGGAGGGAUGCUUCCCCACACCGCCCCUUCCUGUACCGGGUGCUACGAGCUGCCUUCCCCCUGCAGCUGCUCUUCUUCCUGCUGCUGGUCCUGGCCUGCCUGGUGCCUCUGUCUGAGGACUACAGCUGUGCACUUUCCAACAACUUUGCUCGUUCUUUCUACCCCAUGCUGCAUUACACCAACGGCCCUCCCCCCACAUGAACGCUGCCACUCACCAGCAAAGUUGUCCGAGCUCUCCUGCUGACUGGAGCCCUGUGAAGAAGAACACAGCACAUGAGGUUGGAAAUAAAUGGACAGCGUUCCAGUCCAAGUUCACCGUUUCCUAUUUGAGGGCCUCGUCUUUUGUUUUGCACUCUAAAUUUUAUCUUUGUAUUUAAAACCCUUAUUUAUUGUUUAGGGCUCAACACUUACAUAAAAAGCCACAAUCCUAGUUUGUAUCAAAGUUUUGUGAUUAUGACGUACGUCUGCCAGAAAAUGUCCUCACCGAGUUUCUGCCAUAAUAUGGUGCAGACAAAACAGGGUUACGAGAGUUGUAUCUACAUUUUAAGGACAGUUCCUAACAAGGCAUCCACAGUACACCGGUCAGUUUCUACCACCGUCUUCCAUCGAGGUCAGCUGGCAGCACAUUUUGUACAGAUAUAAAAAGACGGGUUUAGAUUUUGUUGGUUAACUUAAAGAUCUGUAAGAUGACCUUUUUAGAUGGGAGUUACUGCCCACAUGCCUUUCUGUAGCCAAUCAUGUACUUUUGUGUUAGUAAUUUUGUAUAUAGUGGCAAACUACUGAAAGAAAUAAAUGUGGCACUGAAAUCCUCCAAUGAAUAGAAUCAAAAGCAAAGUGCUGCUGGUUUUUACCUGCCAUAGCAGAACAUUCAGUUGGCAUAUUACUCAUUGUCCUUGAGUAUUUAAACUUGCCUUCAACAUUUCAGCAAAUCAUAAACCUACAGUUUUGCACAGAGGCAUGGCUCCUCAGAUUAAAGCUGCAUUAGCCAAGACAGCAGCAGACACAGAGCAACAUCGUCUUCACUGGCUACUCUAACGUUGCUUUGUGAAAAUGUUACACCUGCAGUGGUGUAGGAUUCAACCCUCCAGUCUGUAAAACCAGCAAAACCAGACAAAGCUCUGCAGAGUUGUGGGUUUGGCACAAACUACCAUUUAACACUUCUGAGUUGAUAUAACUGCUUAAAGAGGUUUUAAAUGGAUUAUUUUUUUAAAGAUCUUGUUAAUAUCGAUACCAAAAUAACUCUCCUGUGUGUAAAGAUCAACAGCAGCAAACAUUACACCACUGUUUAACAAAUAGCACACAACUACUUCUCAUGUAGAAAUACCAAAACAAAGAAAAGGUUCAUGACUUACCCAACACUUGGCCCCAUGGAGUAAAGCCCUGCAGACAUCAGACAAAGAAUUAUUAAAAAUAAAAAGCACCGUCAGUUACACUGCAACAUGUGACAUUUACCUGAACGCUGCUGUAAGACGCUCCUCUUCCAGGCAUUGGGACUCCUGUCAAAUUCUGGAACAUGCCAGACUCAAGCAGGACAUGAAUGUAAGCGAUGCUUUGGGCAUUGAAUGUACUUGUGUACAUGCACAAUCAUGGACGAUUCGUGGUAACUUACAAUGCUAACAAAUAUAUCAGAGAGGAGUCUGAUGUUUGAUCCUAAGUUGUACAUAGCCUCAGAACAGACCAACACAAAACAUGGACUAUGAUUUAUUUUGCAGACUUGUAUUUAUGGGAUGUAAAAGAUUGUCAUAUUUGAUUUACAAUAAACUGUUUGCCAUGAUUUGCUGAUGUACGUUUACUGUAUCAACUGCUUAAGAGCUGACAGGCAAAACUUUCAACACAUUUCACAGGUGUCGUGUGUAGUGCACAAACUGUAAAGACAAAUACUUUCAGCAUCAGACUUGUUGUUUGAGCGUUCGUGCUCAUGCACGUACAAGCCACAGACAUCAGGAAAGCAAGAAGAGUGCACAUGUAUGUCUUUUACCAGUAGUAGAAUAAUCUGGCACCAAGGCUGAAUCUACGCCGACAGACAAGUGGCACAGCUCACGACUCCAACCAGCUUCUUUAUGAUACAUGAACUUCUACAGCAUUUAUUCCUUUUGGUUUGCUUGAACCUUUGUGAGCUCAGCUGUGCUCUGGUGGAAACCACAGCCAAACAGCACUAAACAAGCCGAGUCAGUAGUCUGACAACACUACUACUACCGACACUACUGACGUGGGCAGAGUCAUUUUUUAAUGAAUGAAGUUUAGGUUUAAAAA
Messenger RNA from Monopterus albus (swamp eel), 5569 nucleotides. Its product is annotated as nesprin-2. Lineage: Eukaryota; Metazoa; Chordata; Actinopteri; Synbranchiformes; Synbranchidae. The coding region runs from base 71 to 3517 and encodes 1148 amino acids. Gene Ontology annotation, molecular function: protein binding. The transcript has 22 exons. Gene Ontology annotation, cellular component: membrane. The record is from RefSeq and is a predicted model, not a curated record.